This is a messenger RNA of Linum tenue, 1368 nucleotides long. The record is from the annotation of a GenBank genome assembly. NCBI's taxonomy places the organism in Eukaryota, Viridiplantae, Streptophyta, Magnoliopsida, Malpighiales, Linaceae.
AUGGAUUACAAAGGCACAGAUCUCCACCAUGCAGCUCUUCGAUUUCGACUCCUCAGGCAACAAGGAUUUCCUACUUCGCAGGAUGGGUUUAGAAAGUUGAAGAACAAUGAAGGGAAGUUCAAGGAAUGGGUGUCGAGGGAUAGACAAGGACUGUUGAGCUUGUACGAAGCAUCACACUUGGCAUUCAAUGGAGAAGACAUAUUGGAAGAAGCCCUGAAUUUUGCGACGAAGAAUCUUAAAUCGUCGUCUAUCCACCCACACAAGGCCGACACUAUUUCACUCCAAAAGCAAAUCGACUUUGCUCUUCGCUUUCCUGCUUGGAAAUGUGUCCCAAGAUCACUUGCUAGGCACUCCAUAGAUUUCUAUUCCGAGGAUGCUUCGCAGAAUCAAAAACUUCUCACAUUUGCAAAGAUGGACUUCAACAUAGUCCAGAACUUGCAUCAGCAAGAGCUCUAUGAAAUCUCUGGCUGGUGGAGAAGUUUUCAUCUGGCGUCCAGUUUUCCAUUUGUAAGAGACAGACUUGUAGAGUGUUAUUACUGGAUGGUUUGUGUUUAUUUUGAGCCCAAACAUCGAUUGGCAAGAAUGAUAAGCACCAAGGUGUAUCAUACGUUGUCAAUCUUGGAUGACACGUGUGAUAACUUUGCUACAUAUGAAGAGCUUUUGGCCCUAUCAGAAGCUAUUGAAAGAAUGAAUGUUGGGGCUCUUGAAGAACUGCCUGAUAGGAUGAGGAAUACUUAUCGUCUCGUUCUUGAUCUGUAUGAUGAAUUGGAGAGGGAAAUUGGAAAGACGGGACCCACUUUCUCCAUCGAUUAUGCUAAGGGCGAGCUCAAGAAAUUGUGCCGAGCCUACUUAGUUGAUCUUGGGUGGCGCGUUGAAAGCAAGCUUCCAACCGUGGAAGAGUACAUUAUCAACGGAUACAACAGCUCCGGUGUGCCAAAAACUUGCACCUCUAAUUUCAUUGGCAUGGGAGCAGAAAUAGCCACCAGGGAGGCUUUUGAAUGGGUGACUAACGAAUCCAAACUGAUGAAAGCCUGCUCUGUAAUUGGUAGGCUUCAAAAUGACAUUUUCUCUCACGAGUAUGAGCAGAAGAGAAACCAUCCGGCUUCAGGCGUAGAAUGCUACAUGAAGCACCACGGAGCGACGGAAGAAGAAGCAGUCGAGUUCCUGUGGAAGAAGAUUCGCAACGCUUGGAAAGAUAUUGCCCAAGAGUAUCAGAAACCAACUCCGUUGCCGGUAGUUCUUAUGGAUCGUAUCCUCAAUUUGGCGCGUUCCUGCAACUUGUUCUAUGAGAAUGGUGACGGCUACACCGACUCCCGCCUCAUGAAGGAUGAACUCACCUCACUGCUCUUCGAUCCUGUGCCCCUUUAG